Molecule: messenger RNA, 3768 nt
Organism: Ochotona curzoniae (black-lipped pika)
Lineage: Eukaryota; Metazoa; Chordata; Mammalia; Lagomorpha; Ochotonidae
Gene: CEP85
Product: centrosomal protein 85
Exons: 13
Coding region: 1-2337 (778 amino acids)
Cellular component (GO): centrosome
Source: RefSeq, a predicted model, not a curated record
AUGCUGGGGUGUCUGACCUGUCAUUUCUUUGUUGUGCAGCUCAGGUCUGUGAUGGCCAUGCAGGAGAAAUACACCGGGGAAAGGGUUUCCCAUGCCGCCUCUCCAGGUCCCAGUGCAGUUCAGAAGGUUGGUUCCCUGGGGGCUGAAUGGCAGACCCCAGUGCUCUCGGAGGCGUUUCGGAGCCGCUUCAGCCGCUGCCCGAGUGUAGCUGAUAGUGGGGACACAGCUAUUGGCACAUCAUGCUCAGAUCUUGCAGAGGAUUUUUGCAGUUCAAGUGGCAGUUCUUCUUUCCAGCCCAUCAAAAGCCACAUAACCAUUCCAACAGCCCAUGUGAUGCCUUCUACUUUGGGGACUUCUCCUGCCAAACCAAAUUCUACACCUGCUGGGCCUUCUUCCUCCAAACUCCCUUUGUCUGGGUUGGGUGAAAAUGUGACGAUGACAAGAAAUGGAGACCUCGGUGCAAUGAAACGUUCCCCGGGCCUGUCUCGAGACCUUAUGUAUCUCUGUGGUGCUGCUGGAGACAACGGGAAUGAGCAGUCUUGGUUUCCAGCAGUGGGCCAUGAAAGAGAGGAACAAGUGAGGAAGUUUGAAAUUCCUAGCGUGGAACCGACCCUCAAUCAGUCAGCAGUGAUGGAAACCCUUUAUUCAGAUCCUCACUACCGAGUCCACUUCCACAAUCCAAGAACUGACACGAGCAAGGAGUUGUACAAAGUGUUACCUGAGGCCAAGAAGGCACCAGGCAGUGGGGCAGUAUUUGAGCGAAAUGGACCACACCCUAGCAGUAACGGGGUGCAUCACUUGGGGCUCCAGCCUGCUCCUGGGCUCUCAAAGGCUCUGCCCUCUCAGGUGUGGCAACCAAAUCCUGACCCUUGGCAUCCUCGGGAGCAGUCUUGUGAACUCAGCACCUGUCGGCAGCAGCUGGAAUUGAUCCGGUUACAGAUGGAGCAAAUGCAGCUUCAGAACGGAACCCUCUGCCAUCAUCCUGCUACUUUUGCUCCUUUACUGCCCACCUUAGAGCCAGCCCAGUGGAUCAGCAUCUUGAACAACAAUGAACACCUUCUUAAGGAAAAGGAGCUCCUCAUUGACAAGCAGAGGAAACACAUUUCCCAGCUGGAGCAGAAAGUUCGAGAGAGUGAGCUGCAAGUCCACAGUGCCCUUUUGGGUCGCCCUGCUCCCCUUGGGGAUGUCUGCUUGCUCAGGCUACAGGAAUUGCAGCGGGAAAACACUUUCUUACGUGCUCAGUUUGCACAAAAGACGGAGGCCUUGAGCAAAGAGAAAAUCGAGCUGGAAAAAAAGCUGUCUGCUGCAGAAGUGGAAGUCCAGCUCAUCAGAGAAUCUCUCAAAGUGACACUGCAGAAGCAUUCGGAGGAGGGGAAGAAGCAAGAAGAAAGGGUAAAGAGUCGUGAUAAACACAUCAAUAAUUUGAAAAAGAAAUGUCAAAAGGAAACAGAGCAGAACCGGGAGAAGCAGCAACGUAUUGAAACCUUGGAGCGCUACUUGGCUGAUCUUCCCACACUGGAAGACCAUCAGAAGCAGAGUCAGCAGCUUCAGGAUUCUGAAUUGAAGAGCACAGAGCUACAAGAGAGAGUGACUGAGCUGGAGAGUUUGCUGGAGGAAAGCCAAGCGGCCUGCCGGGAGAAGGAGGUUCAACUGGAAAGCCUGAGAGAGCGGGAAGCAGAAUUUUCCAGACACAACCUGCAAGAGAAGCAGUCCAUGGAGAACACCAGUGGAGGUGAAGGCCCCAGCACGGACGUAGAGACCUGGCAGCAGGAAUGUGACUCCCUCCGCAAGGUCGUGGAGAAACAACAGCAGAAGAUAGAUCAGCUGCACUCACGAGUGCAGAGCCUUGAGCAGGAAGUGGCUCAAGAAGAAGGAACAUGCCAGGUCCUGCGAGAGGAAGCCCAGCGGAGAGAGACAGCUCUGCAGCAGAUGCGCACAGCUGUGAAGGAGCUUUCAGUACAAAACCAGGACCUGAUUGAGAAGAAUCUGACCCUGCAGGAGCACCUGCGCCAAGCCCAGCCGGGGACCUUGCCUUCAGCAGACACAGCCCAGCUGGUGUCUGAGCUGCUCCAGGAGCUGACUCGUUGCCUUCAGGAUCUGCAGGCUGUCUGCAGCAUCAUCACCCAGAGGGCCCAGGGUCAUGACCCUAAUCUCUCCCUGCUCUUGGGCAUUCACUCUACACAGCAUCUGGAGACACAGCAGGAUUUUCAGAAGCCAGAUGUGAUCAAGAGGAAGCUGGAAGAGGUUCAACAGCUACGCCGGGAAAUCGAGGACUUAAGGACCACCAUGUCAGACAGAUAUGCCCAGGACAUGGGAGAAAACUGUGCCACACAGUGAGGAAUGCGGGGCUGGGACUGGCUGCACCACAGGGCCUGCAGGAGCCUAGUGCAAGGGAUUCCUGCCCUAACACUGUGUUGCCUUCUGUGUGUGGCUCCCAGGGGAGAGCCUGCAUCUGGAGGCUAAGGGUUGCUGAGGGAACUGUUGCCCAUCCCAGCUGGCUUUGCCUUGUGGGAUUGCAUUUGUUCUGUUACCCUGAUUGACCUCCCGAGGGUGAGUGACUAACUGGCAGGUACAGUGGGUGAGUCCUCCCAGGCCGUUCCGAGCCCUAGGCUGGCAUCAGAAGCCAACAGUCUGCUCACCUCCUCCUCUCUUCUGGGAUGGAGCCACAUGCAUUCCCACUCCCUGCCUUGGCCCUGUCAGUCCCUGCAUCUCACUGGAAGGGCUGGAAAUCCCAGGUAUCACGAACAGCGAUGAUUUGAGGAUCCCAGGCCCCUCAUGGCAGCCUUCCUGGGCCCUGAGCUGCCUGGCUGGCUUCCCCAGGCUUCUGCUGCUUCCUCAGGGCGAGUUCUUCGUUAUCAGAGUACCCACUUGGAUUGUGAGCCUAGGGGUUCUGCCAGGGUUCUUCUGCUCUUUGCUGCCAAUCCUACAGGGAUCCCCUUUCCCCAGCUAUCCUGCUGUCCCCUGGAUCCUGGCCAUGUCUGCAAGAGCUGCCUCCCGUGUUCUCAGGCCUCCCAGGUAGCUCCUGCCUUGGGCUUUAACUACAGACUCCUCUGUCUGGUCUGGGAAGACUUUUCCCCCAGCAGGCUCCAGGGCAUUUGUCAAGCUGCUUCUGCCUUGCCCCAGGUUUGAGACUGCCUGGCCUCUGGAUUGUGCCUCCUGUCUUGGGGGAGGGGAGUGCUUUCCCUGUUCUGGCCUCCCAGAGUACCCAGCCUAGGCCAGCUUUGUGAAGGCACAGCUUUUGUUAACUUAGUGUUUUUUGUUUGUACCGGCUGCUUUCUUGUUUUUUCUUGCCUCCUGUUUAGGGUGCAUCUCACAAUUGUUUUUAUGUGGUGGCAAGGCCCACCCCAGGCCUUUUUCUAGACUUGGAGCCUGGCCAGGCAGGGACCACAUGUGAGUGUAAUGCACUGGGCAGAUCCAGGGACCUAGAAGCUGCCACUGCAGUAUUGUCACUAAGCUUCUCAGGCUGAUGGCCACCUCCUGGACUGCACUCCUGGGCCUGAAUGAGGCUCCUUCCUAAGUGUUUUUGCAAGUUAGUGUUUUAUUUAUGGAGUGACUUAUCCCUUCCAUUGAAAGGAGCUCCACCCGCUGGCCUUCCCUGAGCCCCUGGGCUUCGGCCUCCACCCUGUGCUGGGAGCCUGGCCACACGUUCACGGGUGGUGCUCUGAGUGCUCUAAGUGUUCAAGUUUCCAAGCGGUUAUUUAUAUGAAUCUUUGUUAUGUCAACUGUUUGUAUUGCCCAUUUUGACUACAGAAUAAAGUACUUAACAGA